AUGCCUCUGGACAUCAACUCGUUGCUCAACCCUGAGAAAUCCGUCAACCGUGAGACGGAGGCCCUCAUGAUGUUCACAAGCAUAUUUGAUGAAUUCAGAAAGACAUUUCCGAGGCACAGUCAAAAGGAGGGCGAAUUGGCGUACAUGGCGGACGUUACGAUGCACGUAUUCGAUGCCUUCAAGAGGUUUACCGACGACUACCUGACAAAGGAUCGCUUGGAAUCGACAGGGCACAAUCUUGUAGACCAGGCAUACCGCGCCAAUGGGUUCAACGACAUGGGCAUCCUCGAAUUUGCGAAAACUCAACACAAAAUGCUCAACAACAUGAAGAAUGAGAUCAACAACGGUGCAGCCAAUCUGAAGACUAUCAGAGAUCGCGCGUCUCCACAACAAAACAGAUGUCCUCCAGAAUAUAGACAAUACCCUUUGGCUUCGGAUUCCAGCUCUAGGUCGUCAUUUUCCCAUUUAGGAUCGCGUUCAACAACGGGGUUUUCUGCGGUGGGAUCUCAGGCAUCUUUUUCUGACAGCUCACGCACCUACCACCCGUCUGAUGGCGACAGACGAUCAACAAGCCCGCCAUCUCCACUUGACGAGGAGGAGGACGACGACGACGAGGUAGCAGAUGCGGACGACUCGGACGACAGGAAUUCGAACCGCGUAGACAUGGACUCUCUUCGACACAGAGGCAAGGGCGAGUACAGAUGCCCGUACUGGAGGACGUGUCAAAAAGGGGGCCAAAAUAUUAACGGAGGGCCCAAAAUCUUUCACCGCAACUGCAUGUACAGGUAA
Molecule: messenger RNA, 789 nt
Organism: Colletotrichum orchidophilum
Lineage: Eukaryota; Fungi; Ascomycota; Sordariomycetes; Glomerellales; Glomerellaceae
Exons: 2
Coding region: 1-789 (262 amino acids)
Source: RefSeq, a predicted model, not a curated record